GACACUAAUUGCCCAAUUUAUUACACAAUUAUAACGGGUUCUCAUAAUAAUUUCCCACUUUAAUCUCAAUUCUCCACCACCUACACACAUGGACGAGCUCGAGCGGCGCCGCCUCCUCCACCAUCCACUUCUAUCCCCCUCCACCACCGCGGCCUCCUCACCGCUCGGCGACGACGACAACAUCAAGCUCGUCUCCUCAAAUUCCGCCAUCUUUUCCCGCCUUUUUCUGGUGGCGAUCAUCGCCGCCGUCUCCGUUUGGGCGAACCGCGAAGCGUCCAAAGGCUUCGCCAUAACCGUUGCCAACGAAUCGGCCGACGCAUUCCUCGCGAGCAGAUUCAAGCUCUUCUACGUGUCCAACGACGGAGCCGCGCGCGCGGCGAUCAAGGCGAGUGACAGCAUCGAGAAGCUCCUCUUCCCCGAUUCCGACGUGUUUAAAAAGCCGAUUAAGAGCAUCGAGAUCAGAUUAGUCGAUCGGAACUUCACCGAUAACGUCGCCGCCGCGGAAAUGGACGGCGAUCGGGAUCGAUUCGCGAUCAGCGUGAGCUCUUCGGUCAUGAGAGGCGCGGAUUUCGAUCGCGAAAUGGCUCCGGCGAUCAGGCGCGGCGUGGCGCGUGUUUGGCUGUGGGACGGUGGAGGCCACGCGCCGAGGAGUGUGGUGAGCGGCAUUGUUGAAUAUUUAGUCGAUCGUUUGGGUGAUUCGGCGAUUGGCGACGCGGCGGAGGAGUUCGAAGCCGCCGCCGCAUGUUUGGACUCUGGAAAUCCUAGAUCGGUGGCGGAAUUGCUUCGGCGUAGCCCUGGAUCUGUCGGAAGGUUGAACCGAGCUAUGAAGGAAGGGUGGAGCGAUGAGAAAUUGGGCGGCGCGUUGGGUUUGCCGGUUGAGAAACUGUGUGCCACUUCCGAUUACGAGUCGUUAAGGUACAAAUCUUCCAGCGUGUAGUACCAUAGGCUGCUAUCCACUUGUUCAGUUGUUAUAAUCGUGUACAUCUGGCGUAGAGCGACAGGGAAAAGAGUGGGGAAUGGUUGGAGGGUGAAGAUGAUAUCGGACGGCUGAGAGUUUAUAUCGGGGUCUAAUAUUAUGGUUUAUUACUUUAUUUAUUAUGGCAAGGACUUAAGGAAUUUUGUGUAUAAAUGCAAGGCAAUUCUAUUUAAUUAUUAAUUGUGUUAGUUAUUUUAUUUGUAACAUGUUGGCUGUUUAAAUUAGUAGUAGUAGUAGUAGUUGAAUUGUAUAGAGAUAUCGACUUACACGUAAUUAAAUGUGUGACAUCAGUAUUUUUUAUUGUCGAAA
Messenger RNA from Salvia splendens (bonfire salvia), 1285 nucleotides. RefSeq lists its product as uncharacterized. The coding region runs from base 89 to 937 and encodes 282 amino acids. NCBI's taxonomy places the organism in Eukaryota, Viridiplantae, Streptophyta, Magnoliopsida, Lamiales, Lamiaceae. The record is from RefSeq and is a predicted model, not a curated record. The transcript has a single exon.